Lentinula edodes (shiitake mushroom) is the source of this 1281-nucleotide messenger RNA. Its product is annotated as glycoside hydrolase. NCBI's taxonomy places the organism in Eukaryota, Fungi, Basidiomycota, Agaricomycetes, Agaricales, Omphalotaceae. The transcript is spliced from 19 exons. The record is from RefSeq and is a predicted model, not a curated record. The coding region runs from base 1 to 1281 and encodes 426 amino acids. Gene Ontology annotation, biological process: carbohydrate metabolic process. Gene Ontology annotation, molecular function: hydrolase activity, hydrolyzing O-glycosyl compounds.
AUGCUAGGAAGCGCAAGUCUUUUCGGACUUCUAUCUGCUGUACUUUACACUAGUUUCUCUCCUGUUCCCGUCGAUGCUCUGAACAAUGGUGUAGGAAAGCUUCCUGCUUUAGGAUACAACACAUGGAAUGCUUAUGGCUGUAAUAUCGACGAAGACCUCGUCCUCGAAUCCGCUCAGUUAAUGGUCUCUCUUGGUCUCCAAGCCGUCGGGUACGAAUACGUCAACAUUGACGACUGCUACGCGGAGAAGAACCGCAGUGCGAGUGGAGAUAUUGUAGCCGAUUCGGUCCGCUUCGCACACGGGAUGAAGAACCUCACGGAUCAGAUACAUGAAUUAGGAUUUAAAACCGGAAUAUACAGCGAUUCCGGAUGGUUCACCUGCGGUGGUUAUCCAGGUUCCUUCCAGAACGAACUUCGCGAUGCUACGACUUUCCAAGAUUGGGGCUUCGAUUAUCUGAAAUUCGACAAUUGCGCGAUCCCAUUCGACGACAUUAUUCGCGAAGGCAUGAUAGGCAAAUACACACGUAUGUCCGAUGCUUUGGCCCAGCUUUCCCAAAGCUCUGGACAACCGCCAUUCCUGUUUUCGCUUUGUCAGUGGGGUUGGGUUACUGGCGAUAUUGCACCGGAGUGGGACUCUCUAGCGCUUAUCAUCAACUUUAACUCAUUCAUCACCCAAGCCACGGACUUUUAUGGACACAAUGACAUGGAUAUGUUACAAUUAGGAAAUGGAGGACUUACUUUUGAUGAGGCCAAGUCUCAUUUCACAGCGUGGGCAUUGAUGAAAUCGCCUCUUCUUGUAGGUGCCUCUGCGAUCGGGACCAAUUUAUCUGCUAUUACACCCGACAUACUUGGAAUUCUCACUAACACGGAAAUCCUCGCUAUCAACCAAGAUUCUGUUGUCGGCAAAUCAAUCUCACCAUUCAGGUGGGGGAUUAAUCCCGACUGGACAAGCAAUUCCACCUCCCCAGCUCAGUAUUACAGCGGUCCUUCUGAAAAUGGAACUGUUUUCAUGCUUUUGAACACCCUCAACGAGACGUCUGACAUGUUUUUCAAUCUUACUGAAUCUCCCUGGAUCAGAGCCGGAAGACAAUACUCUGUUCGCGAUCUAUGGACUCAUACUGACAACGGUACCGCUGUACGCAACUUCACCGCGGUCGAUGUCCCGCCUCAUGGUGUAGUCGCACUAUUGCUCAACGAUGCAGGAGACGAACCCGCGGGCAUUUUCCCUCCCUGUGCGGUGUGGUUCAACUGCGCAUAUGAAAAUGGCACAGCUGCCAACUGA